AUUGAGAAUAAAACGAUCAUCCACGUGUUGGAACUGUGUGUAAGACGUGUGUUGGAAUAUAAAGAAUUUAACGGUGAUUCAUUUUAUAUCCAAUUUAACAAUAAAAGUAAAAAGUACUGCGGAACAAUAUUGCAAGUAUUCAAAUAGUCGAAAUAGGAGGAGUGUGAAUACAACAUGGUCGACAACGUGGUAUCCGAUAUUCAAAGCUUGAAUAUUAAGGAAGAAAAGGAUCAUUUACAGUGGUACUAGACGGAAGCACGCUUGGGCAAAAAUGAAGCCAGGGAAAGAUAAGAAAAAUGUUGUUGAAAAGAGUUCAGUUUGCGAGUUAAAUCCAUGGCCUGAAUAUAUUCAAGAACGUUUAGUUUUAUGGGAUAAAUUGAAAGCUGAAUACGACAUUGAAAUUGAAGGGAAAGAAUCUCAAGAGAUAACCAUAACGCUUCCUGAUGGGAAACAAGUUAGCGGUCUAUCAUGGCGUACUACACCAUAUGAAAUUGCAAGGAAUAUUAGUCAAAGUUUAUCUGACAGUGUUGUAAUAGCAAAAGUUAAUAAUGAACUUUGGGAUCUCGACAGACCUCUGGAAACUAGUUGUAAACUGCAGCUUCUUAAGUUUGAUGAUCCAGAUGCUCAACAAGUUUUUUGGCAUUCUAGUGCUCAUAUCCUUGGAGAAGCUAUGGAACGUGUUUAUGGUGGAUGCUUAUGUUACGGACCACCAAUAGAGAAUGGUUUCUACUAUGACAUGUACCUUGGUGAUAAAGGUAUAUCCAAUUUAGAUUUUCCUUUUUUGGAGACUCUAUACAAGCGUAUAGUUAAAGAGAAGCAACCAUUUGAAAGACUCGAAAUGAAGAAAGAAGAUUUAUUAGAAAUGUUUAAAUAUAACGAAUUCAAAGUACGCAUUUUGAAAGAAAAGGUGCAUACUCCUACUACUACCGUUUAUAGAUGUGGUCCGCUGAUUGAUUUGUGCAGAGGUCCGCAUAUUAGGCAUACGGGAAAAGUUAAAGCGAUUAAAGUUACUAAAAAUUCUUCAACGUAUUGGGAAGGUAAAGCGGACGCGGAAUCUUUGCAAAGAAUAUAUGGAAUUAGUUUCCCUGAUACUAAACAAUUGAAAGAAUGGGAGAAAUUCCAAGAAGAAGCUGCUAGUCGUGAUCACAGAAAAAUUGGAAAAGAACAAGAACUAUUCUUCUUCCAUGAACUCUCUCCAGGAUCUUGCUUUUUCCAACCACGUGGCGCUUAUAUUUAUAACACUUUAAUCGAAUUUAUUCGUAGCGAGUAUAGAAAGAGAGGAUUCCAAGAGGUUGUAACGCCAAAUAUUUAUAAUAGUAAAUUAUGGAUAACUUCUGGUCAUUGGCAACAUUAUUCGGAAAAUAUGUUUUCGUUUGAUGUUGAAAAGGAAACGUUUGCGUUAAAGCCAAUGAAUUGUCCAGGUCAUUGUAUGAUCUUUGACGUACGAAAUAGAUCUUGGCGUGAAUUACCUUUAAGAAUGGCAGAUUUUGGAGUAUUACAUCGCAACGAAUUGUCUGGCGCAUUAACAGGUCUCACUAGAGUGAGACGUUUUCAACAAGAUGACGCGCAUAUAUUUUGCAUGGCAGAUCAAAUCAAGGAAGAAGUGUUGGGAGCAUUGGAUUUCCUUCGUCAUGUAUAUUCUGUAUUCGGUUUUACAUUUAAUUUGUGUCUAUCUACACGUCCUGAAAAAUAUUUGGGAGACUUGGUUGUUUGGGAUCAAGCUGAAAAAGCGUUAGAGGAAAGUUUGGAUACGUUUGGAGAAUCAUGGAAAUUAAAUCCUCAGGAUGGUGCUUUUUAUGGUCCUAAAAUUGAUAUAACAAUUAUGGAUGCUUUAAAAAGACCAUUUCAAUGUGCCACGAUACAAUUAGAUUUUCAACUACCGAUUAGAUUUAAUUUGUCUUACGUCAAUGAAUCGGGUGAAAAAACAAGACCAGUAAUUAUUCAUAGAGCUAUAUUGGGUUCUGUAGAACGAAUGAUUGCUAUUCUUACCGAAUCUUAUGCAGGAAAGUGGCCCUUCUGGCUUUCACCGCGACAAGUAAUGGUGAUUCCUGUGGGAACACCUUUUGACGAAUAUGCAAUUGAAGUUAAAACUAAACUUUGGGAUGCUGGCUUUAAUGCAGAAGUUGAUACCGAUCCUAGUGAUACAUUGAACAAAAAAAUUCGUAAUGCUCAAUUAGCCCAAUUUAACUUUAUACUUGUUGUUGGAGAGAUAGAACGAAAUGCAGGCACUGUAAAUGUUCGUACAAGGGAUAACGUUGUACACGGUGUGAUUAAAACGGAAGAGUUAAUCGAAAAGUUCAAAUUAUUUAAAGAAAGAAAAGAUCGUAACUGCGAAGAAAGGUUUCAAUAAAUCUACUUUAUCUAUGCAGACAAUUUAUUUAUAUGUAGGUAAUAUGUCUAAGCUUAAGAAGUUAUAAGAUAUGAUCUUAAUGCACUUUUAAAAUAUGGGAAUAAAUCCUUUUCGUGCAGUAUAUAUUCUUAACUAUUUCACAUAACUAGCACUAAGUAUACAAAAGAGAAAAAUAACUUAUUGUUAGUACAUUUUUUUCGUAAGCGAAUAAUUAAGUGAUCAAUUUAUAUAAUUUCUUAUUUAAGAAAAAAAAAAAA
Polistes canadensis is the source of this 2607-nucleotide messenger RNA. It is a transcript of the gene ThrRS, whose product is annotated as threonine--tRNA ligase, cytoplasmic. Gene Ontology annotation, biological process: threonyl-tRNA aminoacylation. Bases 272 to 2350 code for a protein of 692 amino acids. The record is from RefSeq and is a predicted model, not a curated record. Gene Ontology annotation, cellular component: cytoplasm. The transcript has 7 exons. Gene Ontology annotation, molecular function: ATP binding; threonine-tRNA ligase activity. NCBI's taxonomy places the organism in Eukaryota, Metazoa, Arthropoda, Insecta, Hymenoptera, Vespidae.